Molecule: messenger RNA, 5037 nt
Organism: Cydia pomonella (codling moth)
Lineage: Eukaryota; Metazoa; Arthropoda; Insecta; Lepidoptera; Tortricidae
Gene: Wdr37
Product: WD repeat-containing protein 37
Exons: 9
Coding region: 364-1770 (468 amino acids)
Cellular component (GO): preribosome, large subunit precursor
Molecular function (GO): protein binding
Source: RefSeq, a predicted model, not a curated record
CGGGUAACGCUGUCACUUUCGUUUGACCUAUUUGGAAAAAAGAUACAAAGAGCACCUCAUACUGAUACCAAAUACGUACAUCUUGAAACUCCUUUAAGAUUAAAUAAAUGUCUAAUUCAAAACUUGCAACACAGUUUAUGAACUGUCAGUAAAUCAAUUGUGAAACGAACGAAAUCGUCGUAUUUUGAUUUGACUGAUUACCAAUUUUAUUUUGUUCAGCAAAGAAUCAAUUUUCACCCCAGUUUUAAUACUAUCGGAUAAAUUUUUCCAUGAAGUUAUUGGUGUGCAAACUUAUGGCAUCAAACAUCAUGUUCGUAAUGUGAUAUUGGAAGGCAACCUGCUGUGUACUCUUCAAUUUUGACCAUGAAAUCUAGUAAACGAAGACUGCAAGCACUAACCGAAGGAACAGAUGGAAACCUACCUAGUUAUCUUAAAAUGGAAGACUCUGAAACAUCUAUCCCGCCCGUAUUUAGGUCUCGACUACAUGAGCUAUUUUCUCAGAUAGAGAAAGAGUUCGAUCUUUUGUACACGGAAAACUUAAAUCUACAAGAGAAGAUAGACAUAUUAAGUGAAAAACUGGAGAGGGAGAGUUAUCUGGGCGACAAGCAGAAUCCAGAUUAUAUUGAAUUUGAAGCCACUGGGAAAAGUUCAAAGUCCAAAUUAUCCCAAAGCAACUCCCAGAAAGUGAAAGCGAGCCACAAGCUCCGAGUGCAGACCAGCAAGAUUGUGUCCAGCUUCAAAGCCCCAACAUACAACUGUCAGCUGGUUCGGGAGUUCACCGGACACAAGGAUGGCAUCUGGGACGUGUCCUCGGCUAGGCCAGGACAAGCGCUAAUUGGGACAGCUUCAGCUGAUCACACGGCAUGCGUGUGGAGCGUAGAGUGGGGCAAGUGCCUGCUCCAGUACACGGGGCACGCGGGCUCCGUGAACUCCCUGCGGUUCCACCCCAGCCGCGACAUCGCGCUCACCAGCAGCGGCGACAACACCGCGCACGUGUGGCAGGCGGCCGUCAACUGGGACCUGCCGCGCGGCCAAUCCUCCGAGGAAGAACUUGAAGGUGGAGGCGAAGAAAGCCUCGGGGAAGGCAGCGACCGGCCCGAAGUACUCCGCACGCCGCUGACGGAGCUGGGCGGGCACUCCGGGGUCGUGGUGGCCGCUGAUUGGCUGACGGGCGGCGACCACGUGAUCACGGCCUCGUGGGACCGCACCGCCAACCUGUACGACGUCGAGACGGGGGACUGUCUGCAGAUACUUAUGGGGCACGACCACGAGCUUACACACGCGUCGGCCCACCACAGCGCACGGCUCGUAGUAACGGCCUCUCGGGACACCACGUUCCGGCUGUGGGACUUCCGCGAGCCCAUACACUCCGUGUCCGUCUUCCAGGGGCACACCGAGAGCGUUACCUCUGCAGUUUUUACCCGUGAAGAUAAAGUGGUGUCCGGAUCUGAUGAUCGCUCAGUAAAGGUGUGGGACGUCCGCAACAUGCGUAGCGCCUUAGCCACGAUACGUUCCGACUCAUCCGUGAACCGGGUCGGCGUCAGCAGCACCGGUAUCAUCGCCAUCCCGCACGACAACCGGCAAGUGCGGCUGUUCGACCUGCAGGGGCAGCGGCUAGCUCGCCUGCCGCGCUCUAGCCGACAGGGCCACCGCCGCAUGGUGACGUCAGUAGCGUGGGCAGAAGACAUAUCGCCGAACAUCAACUUCUUCAGCUGCGGCUUCGACCGCCGCAUCCUCGGCUGGUCUAUUCAACCCUCCAAAGAUAAUUAGUUUACUCUUAACACUGUUUUACUAACGUUUAACUACACGCACACCGCUAUGAACACGUAUAUGUACUUUACAGCGAAAAAUUGGAAACAACUUAUUGGAAGCUUAUUUUGAUACUUAAUACCUCGAUAAUCUGGCAAACCUGUUUUGUCAGUACAAAAUACGGGAAAGUAGAAAAAUAUAAGCGUGAAGAAUGGAUCCCUCAUACAACAUUUAUAUUCUGCUUUUUCUUAGUGACAAAAUGGUUUGCCAGAAUAAAUAAACGUUGCGAUUUGUCGGCGCACAACAGAUCAUUUGUGCAAUUAUUACAUCAUUAUAAUAUUUUCCAAAUUCCAUAAAAGAGCUGUUUAUAACGUAUGUAAGUCAUAAUGUACAAUGAAAGAAUGUACAUAUCGAUUCCAAUGGAAUUUAUAUCGCAUAAGGUGAGCGUUUCGAAAGUAAUCGUUUGUCGUAAUCUAGUCUUGUCUUUUUAUAAGGUAUUGAUACGCUCAGCAGUACUAUUAUGUGUGGGAUAAUAUUCGACCCUGUCUUGUUUACUUUAAUGAGUUUUUGGAAUGGUUCCAGUUUCCUAUAUAAAACUAAGGUUACUCUAACUGAUCAAAUACACUUAUUUUACAUGGAAGUUUAUGAGGUUUACCGGAGUUUAAAGCUUUGGUAAGGAGUUGGGACAUUUUUUAGACUCUGACUGAAAUUGUUCUUCAAAUGAUAAUAAUUGGAGUUAGCGCUGUAAGUAAAAGUAAAUCAAUAUGUAAAAAUCGGCUCAUGAAAUACCUAUAUAGGAAUUAUCAUUCCAAGUAUCAGUGGCAAAUAUAACCUUCAAUUUUGAAAUAAAUUAGUAAUGAUAGUAAUUUUGCUUCCAAAUUAUUGUAAGUUGAAAGUAUAAUACUAGGUUAAGUUGAAUAUGCAAAACAGCGCAUUAUUAUAAAAAACAAAAAUAUUGAAUUAGAGUUACAAGAAAAAAACUGUACUCUCGAUACCAAUGUCAAAAAUAUUACAAGUAGUUCUUAGAAAUGUUUGAGGUACCGAGACAAUAGGAAAGUGAUGCAAGAAAUCCAACGAUUAUCUGAAAUAUUACGAACUCUAAAAUGUUUUUCUCAUUUUUUUCUUGUCAAAUAUGUCAAAGUCUUUUUCAUAGUUUACUUAUACCAGUAAAGAUAGUUUUUAUAGAAUUAAAAGAUGGAUAUCUAAAUCAACACUAAUUUGAUUGGUAAAUUGGUACUAACAGUAACAGCACAAAAUACUAAUCAAUUGUUAUAGAUAGAAUACUUUAAAUAUGUUGUUGGCUUUUAGUAGUCUAUUAAGUGUUUUGAUUAAUUUGUUUGUCCAUUAAUUGUAAUUGCUAUUUAAUAUUUAAAUUAAGUUGGUUGUUGGCGAUUGUAUUCUUAUAUUCGUAUGUUAGGCCAAAUGGAUUUGAGGGAAAUUUUAACCUUCGUAUUAGAUGUGAUUUAAAAUAUUCGUCUGCUAGAUAUAGACAUAAUAUUAUGCCUACUUAAGAUGGAAUUAGUCAUUGUAGUCAAAAGAUUUAAUUUGAGACCCAUUUCGUACCUUGUCACAGUGACAAUAGUAUGAGGUCUGUAGCGACUUUCAUCUUGCUUGUCAAUGUGACAAGGUACGAAAUGGGUCACAAAUUAAAUCUUUUGACUGUACCUAACCUUUAGGUAAAGGAUUGUGGGCUUUUUAUUUUAUUAGAUAUGCCUGUAUUAUUUGAACUUUGUAUUAUUUGUAACAAAUGCAAGCAAAAUUCUUCAAUUUUUGUGUAAUAAUGAUAAUAUCCGCCGAAAGGUAGUCACCUUCAAAUAGAUAAUGUCAGAACACAUCCUUAUUACUAUGGUAACAAUGUAUAAUAGUUAUUGGUUUUACAAGGGAGUAAAGUUGUUGUUUAACUGGUCGUGCUAAUAUUGAUACCCGAGCAAGCGAAAAAUUCAAAAAUUAAACCAGGAGCAUGGCGGGUGGUUCGAGAAGUGGAAUCUUAAUCGUUACGAGUGUUUCAAGGCACGAAGGUUAAACAGACAGCCUCUGAGUGAAACACAAUAUUCCACUUCUUGGGAAUCUUUCGCUUGCUCGGGUAUCAAUAUUAGCACGAGCGGUUAAACAAUAACUUUGCCCCCCUGUAUAACAAAUAACUAAGUAUUCAAGGUCUGCUACUUAAAGCUAUUAUAAAAGUAACAGAGCCUCUAUCCUUGAGAGCUCAAUUUUUCAUCUGCUAAAUUUGCCUUCGGUCAUAUAGAAACGUAAUUAGAGUGACAGAGAAAAAUGCCCGUAAUUGACGAACUUCGAUUUUCACGGUUAUAACCCUGGACAAUGUGGUGUUAUGGUAUUAAAAUACCUUGCAUAAAUAGUGAAUUAACAACAUAUCUUUAGGCGCUACCACGCUACCAGUGACAAUGUAUCAGUAAAACAUCUCUACCAGCCUAGUCAACUGUUAUGUACGACGGUAAUAUACCUAUAUGCCAAAGAUGAAUUCGGAAAUACUUUAUUCAUUUUUGAAAGUUAUUACAGCAUUAUACGUUGUCUCAUAACCCCAAAAUAUAGUCUCCUGUGAGUGAAACCGUAACCCAAGUAAUCAUACUAAAAUCUGAUACAUACUGGACUCCGUAUGGAAAUGAUAACUAAGUACCUAAUUAUUUUACCAUAAGACCGUGCAAUAAAUAGUUGAUUAUGAAAAAAUUUCCUAACCGAUUCGAUUCGAUAUUGUACAUAGGUCGCUAGAUAAGCUUUGCAAUAUAUAAUAUAUAUAAUGUUGUAUAAUAUAUUCGAAAAUCGACUCCGACAUUUUUAAAGUUUAAAUCAAUUUUUUAAUGAGUGAAGUUAAAAAUAAAGUAAAUGUUUUCCCACAUACAUUGUCUAUGAAAUACAGCGAUCUAUGUAUACGGAUCCCAAUGCGGCUCCUGCGUGUGAGCGAGACAGCGCUAUGAACGUGUGUCCCACUUGCAAAAGGUGUCGGCGGGCGAAUUCGUAUCAAUGUGAUAACCACGUAAAGUCGGUUUCACAGAAAGUCUUAUAGAUUUGUUCUGUUGCAACAGUUAACGCAAUUAAUAUAUUUUCAUACAAUAAAAUGUUUUCUGGCAUAUGAAUAAUUAUAGAUACACCCACGUUAUGUUUGUGCUUCACACUUUGUACCCUGCACUUACAUUGUGUCGCUUAAAAUGAAAUCAUAAAUAAUGUGUUAAAAUGUACCGUCGUUAUUGGACGUUGAAUAACUUCUAUAUAAAAUGAUCUGAAUAUUUUUGUUACGUGGAAAAUAGUAUGAAAUAAAAUUAUAAAUAAUAA